AGAUACGGGCUUGGCGCCCUACGGCCCCUCCAACCAAUGGGGUUCUGCACGAGAACAUUUUUUAUACAAACGUCACCGUGGAAAGAAUAGUACUGUGCUGCGAUCUAAAGUACACACAACAGAUUACAAUCCAAAUGUGGCAGAUAUAGACACAGAAAAAGGUCAAGCUUAUUUUUAUCAUGCCUUCUCAACCACCCAUCCCACAUCUGCUCACGCCAUAUGUCACCCCGCCCCGCUCAUCACUCUCCCUGGUCACAUCCGUGCUGAGCGCAACGGGCAAUUGGCUGGUCUUGAGAAUACUGUUCGCGGCCCUGGGUACUGGCCGGAAUGGCGUUACCCCGGGAAUCGGGCUCCAGAGUGGUGAUGGUGUUGGGGAGUUUGGUGGGAGUAGGAAGAAAGUUGUGCUGUUGAGCUUUUUGCGGGGGUGGGAUUUUUGGAAAUCAGAGGCGAAGAGAUUGGGCCUUGAUAUAGGCCGUCUGUCAGAACAAGGACGGUUCGCUUUCAUCGACGGACUCUCAGAACUAUUUCAUUCAUCCACUCCUACACCCGCAGUAGCUCCAUCACCAUUCACAGCACAACCAGCUGCUGUACCUUCGAGAGGGACACUCCCAGUCCGCUCUGCACCUGGUGCUCUUCGGACACCGGCGCAACCAGCGCAACCGGCUCCAGCAGUUGGCAAAGCUCCAUCCGGCUCAGAACCGGUAAAGAGGCUGCAUCUCUCUGGGCGCGGCCAGGCUGCACUUGAUACGUUAGAGAAGGACAUCGUCGCCGUGAUUAACGGGCUGAGGGGAAAGAAGGGGCCCGGAAAUGAUGACGAAAGUGAGAUAUUGCUAGUUAUUGACCAGCCAGACCUACUACUAGCUGCAACGGGACUGAGUCAUGGGAUUUCUGCUACGGAUAUGGGAGAAUGGAUAAUGGGACUACAACAGCACGUCUACUCGACAGUUGUUACAUUAGCCGCAGAUUCACCAUUGAUACACAAUGCAUCUGCUUUCGCCCAGCAGCAGCAAGCGACACCACUGGAAACAGAGCAUGCAGCAUUUGUUGUUGGUCUUGCGCAUAGGGCUUCGAUGGUGAUGCAGCUUCGGAAUCUGGACACAGGAGCCGCUAAGGAUGUCAGCGGAGUGCUGAGAAUCAGCAAAGGUGGAGGGCCGGAUCAGGAAACCGGCGAGGGCGCAUGGGAGGAGAAAGAAGUCUUGUACUUCGUUCAGCGCGAUGGAGGCGUAAGGGUCUUCGGACGGGGCGAAUGAAUCGAGAGUUUCUGUGAAACCUCCUCGAACAGCGGCGUUUAGGAGUUAUCUCAAUCAGACCUGUCCUGGGAUUGAAUUGGGUGAGAGUAAUAGGGAGA
Messenger RNA from Paecilomyces variotii, 1348 nucleotides. RefSeq lists its product as hypothetical. The coding region runs from base 180 to 1250 and encodes 356 amino acids. Gene Ontology annotation, cellular component: elongator holoenzyme complex. Gene Ontology annotation, biological process: tRNA wobble uridine modification. NCBI's taxonomy places the organism in Eukaryota, Fungi, Ascomycota, Eurotiomycetes, Eurotiales, Thermoascaceae. The record is from RefSeq and is a predicted model, not a curated record. The transcript is spliced from 3 exons.